This is a messenger RNA of Hemibagrus wyckioides, 1773 nucleotides long. It is a transcript of the gene six3b, whose product is annotated as SIX homeobox 3b. The transcript is spliced from 2 exons. NCBI's taxonomy places the organism in Eukaryota, Metazoa, Chordata, Actinopteri, Siluriformes, Bagridae. The record is from RefSeq and is a predicted model, not a curated record. Gene Ontology annotation, biological process: regulation of transcription by RNA polymerase II; brain development; eye development. Bases 248 to 1108 code for a protein of 286 amino acids. Gene Ontology annotation, molecular function: RNA polymerase II cis-regulatory region sequence-specific DNA binding; DNA-binding transcription factor activity, RNA polymerase II-specific. Gene Ontology annotation, cellular component: nucleus; transcription regulator complex.
GGCUAAUGACUGGCACUGCUUGACAGUGAUUGGCAGGGGCUGCCAUGACAACCACAGCACGACACCAGGAAGACCAAUAGAAAAGCGAAACAAAAUGUUUCAACGUUACACUUGAGUCUGAUUAAGGGUAGACAUUACAGACUUUACGCGACCGAGCGGUAGAAAGGCGAAAACUGCGGAAGCGGCGAGUUGUUAACCUCGCAUCUUUUCUUUCUUUCUUGUUUGUUUGUCUUCGGCCGGUCGCUCCAUGGUUUUCAGGUCUCCGUUAGAGCUUUACCCCUCUCACCUGUUCCUCCCGAACUUCGUGGAUCGUCCUCUGCUCCUAGCGGCCAGUCUCCCUCGCCCAAGGUCCCCGGACGAUCCGGCCAUGUUCCAGCUGCCCACACUGAGCUUCACGGCCGAGCAGGUGGCCAGCGUGUGUGAAACCCUGGAGGAGACGGGUGACAUCGAGCGCCUCGGCCGUUUCCUUUGGUCCCUGCCCGUGGCACCAGGCGCAUGCGAUGCCAUCAACAAGCACGAAGCCAUCCAACGAGCACGCGCCGUAGUCGCCUACCACACGGGCAGUUUCCGUGAGCUCUACCACAUCUUGGAGAAUCACAAGUUCACCAAGGAAUCGCACGGCAAGCUGCAGGCCAUGUGGCUCGAAGCCCACUACCAGGAGGCCGAGAAGUUGCGCGGACGCCCACUCGGACCCGUCGAUAAGUACCGUGUGCGCAAGAAGUUUCCACUACCGCGUACCAUUUGGGACGGCGAGCAGAAGACGCACUGCUUUAAGGAACGCACGCGCGGCCUUCUGCGGGAGUGGUACCUGCAGGACCCGUACCCCAACCCGAGCAAGAAGCGCGAGCUGGCGCAGGCCACCGGACUCACCCCUACCCAGGUGGGCAACUGGUUUAAAAACCGACGACAACGAGACAGAGCCGCCGCCGCCAAGAACAGGCUGCAGCAGCAUGCCCUGGCUCAGAGCGCUCUCCGCUCUGUCUCGGGUCCCGGGUGCGCGCAGCGCGCCUCCGCCUCUCCCAGCAGUGCGAGCGUGUGCAGCGGUGAGCGGCCUGACCCCGGCACUGUGCUCUCCGUCACCGACAGCGACUCGGACUUCGACGUAUGACACAACGGCGUUUGAAAACGGGGAAAUUUGGACCUGUAAUUAAAUGAAUUAAAAAAACUGAAAAACUGACAGCGUGGGUAGCGGCCAUUUUGGCCUUUGCCGUUGUUCGUCAAAUGGAGAAAAGCAUGCAGUUUUUUCAAGCGCUUCAGUGGACAGACACGCUCUUUCUUUCAUCUCCCUUUUGCAUGGUCAUUUGUGAAUAUUUCUGGACGGUUUAUGGAAAAGCACUAGGAGGAUGAAUUGUAUAGAGACGCCAUUUUACCUCUUUUCUGCUCCCGUACCCCCCGCAAAGCGGACUGUUUGAGUUUUGUAUUUAUCAGACAAUCGUGGAAGUCAAAAGCACCUUUAAGCCGUCUCCUUUGGCUUGACAGCAGAUGUUCAAAGUUUGAGUUUAUCUCGAGAUUUUAUAUUGAAUUAUCAGUGUAUGAUGCGUUUCUCUCUUUGGUCUAGGCUGUACUAGAUAUGCUUGUAUAAUAAUGCAAUUACGCCAUCCUAAAGCAUCUUUCCUUAUUUUGUGUCCUUAAGAGUCAAAGUGUCUGUAAAGUGCUUUGAGAUUUUUAAUAUCUGCUCAUUUGUUCGUUUUUAUACUGUAAAUGGGUUAAUGGCUCUGAAAACGCAGUGUUAUGGGUCACUUUUAUGCAAAUAAAUAUAAUUUAAUAUUAUAA